This is a messenger RNA of Saccostrea cuccullata (small rock oyster), 4817 nucleotides long. RefSeq names its product BTB/POZ domain-containing protein 1-like. Gene Ontology annotation, molecular function: protein binding. Lineage: Eukaryota; Metazoa; Mollusca; Bivalvia; Ostreida; Ostreidae. The record is from RefSeq and is a predicted model, not a curated record. The transcript has 6 exons. Gene Ontology annotation, cellular component: P-body; cytosol. Bases 148 to 1851 code for a protein of 567 amino acids. Gene Ontology annotation, biological process: neurogenesis.
UCGGACUCGGAUUUUAUUGUUCAACUUCCUGUUAUUUUUUUUUCUCCUUAGCCAAGUUUUUAGCUUUUAAAUUUAUUGAAGGAUAAAAGAUCAGUAGCCUCGGUAUAUGUUUAGAUUAAAAGAGAUAAUUGAUGUCUCUUUACCACAAUGGAAGAAAGCAAUCCACCUGGAAAAGAUCAAAAUAAUGAGCCAGAAAAAGCAGAGGAGAAAGCUAAGAAUCAAGUAACAUCACAAAAGAAUCAAUCUGCAAAUGCCACCUCUAGAAACCCACAACCAUCUUCCUUAGGUGCCUCGGCUUUAUCCACAGAGGGAGAAAACAGUCAGCACUAUGGCAGUGUCUUACCUUCAAAGCAUCCUGAAUCUCGUGCACAUAACCUCACCACUGUAAGCUCCCCUACCGUCCCCCUGUCCACCAAUUCACUGUGCUCUAGUCCUACUUGUCUGCCACUUGCUUUGGCUGCUGGAUCUCUCUCAUCAGGUGCUAACAGUCUAACAGACUUUGAAAAACAGGUGAUAAAUGCAACCAGUGGAUCUAUAGGACAUGGUAAUGCCCCGUACAACUGGCAAUCCACAAAGACCUCAGUCAAAGAGCGCUUACACUACCUAUAUAACACAGAAAUAAUGUGUGACAUCCACUUCCUUGUCGGAACCUUGCCCAAUCAACAAAAGAUACCGGCCCACAAAUUCAUUCUGUCUGUCGGGAGUGCUGUGUUUGAUGCCCAGUUUAAUGGACCAAUGGCUACUUCAGAUGAAGUUAUUGAAAUCCCUGAUGUUGAACCUGCUGCGUUCUUGGCUUUACUAAAGUUUCUGUAUUCUGAUGAAGUCACAAUUUGCUCUGAUACUGUGAUGACAACUUUAUAUACUGCUAAGAAGUAUGCAGUCCCUGCAUUGGAGAAAGCAUGUGUGGAUUUCCUGAAGCGCAACUUGAGUAGUGAUAAUGCUUUUAUGUUGCUGACCCAGGCACGGCUCUUUGAUGAACCUCAGUUAGCAGCUCUCUGUUUGGAGACCAUUGAUAAAAACACUUCUGAAGCCAUCAUGGCAGACGGUUUUACGGACAUUGACAAUGAUACACUCUGCGUAGUUUUAGAAAGAGAUACACUGGGCAUCAGGGAAUGCAAACUGUUUGCAGCAGUGUGCAGAUGGGCAGAAGCUGAGUGCACUAGAAGAAAUUUGGCUCAAACCUGUGAAAAUCAGAGAAAUGUUCUGGGAAGGUCUUUGCGUCUUAUUCGGUUUCCACUGAUGAAUGUGGAGGAGUUUGCUCAGGGAGCGGCUCAGAGUGGUUUACUGGAGGACAGAGAGGUGGUUCAGCUCUUUCUCUACUUCACUGUCAAUCCCAAACCUCAGAUCAGCUUUCUGGACGUACCCCGGUGUUGUCUUACUGGAAAGGAACAAGUGGUGUCCCGCUUCUGUCAGAUAGAAAGUCGCUGGGGAUACAGUGGUACAAGUGACAGAAUUAGAUUCAUGGUGAACAGGAGGAUCUUUGUGGUUGGGUUUGGUUUGUAUGGGAGUAUACAUGGACCAACAGAAUACCAAGUCAACUUACAGGUGAUUCAGUCUGAUUCUCUGAAAGUUAUGGGCCAGAAUGACACAACCUUCCUUUGUGACGGGACAAACAACACCUUCAGAGUGAUGUUUAAAGAACCAGUGGAAAUUCUGCCAAACAUCAGCUACACAGCCUGUGCUACACUUAAGGGUCCAGAUUCUUACUACGGUGCUAAGGGACUGAGGAAGGUUACUCAUGAAUCUGUGUCAAGUGGCAAAGUAACAUUUCAGUUUACUUAUGCCUCGGGCAACAACAAUGGAACUUCGGUGGAGGAUGGACAAAUCCCAGAAAUAAUCUUUUAUACAUAGGCAGUCUCUCUCUACAUAUACACUAGACCUCUACUACACACAUUUAAACAGCUGUAAACUUUCGUCUUUGACAUAAAAUUACACAGCUGUGAUACACCCUACUACAAAAAUAUUUACAAAUGUAAAAUCAUCUCCUGCACAUAGAGUUAAUAUGGAGGUAAAAGCUUUCUUCUCACCAAGUCAGAGUAACUGGUAACAACCAAACCUACACGCCGAUUUAAGACAACUGUAAACAACCCAUACAUCUCUAAAUAUUGGGCACAGACGUUUAAUCAGCCUUCUGACAAGGAGAGUGAACACAGUAAUGGAGAGCCCUGACUACCAGAGUCAAUUUUUUUCACAAUUCAAGGGCUACUAAAUGUCUUUGUAUAGGGAUGAGGUUUAAUACAUACAAUUUAACUUCAAAUCUCAGACACCAAAAAAUCAUUUAUUAUGGUAAUGUCAAAGGGAUUUUUUUCUUCAUGUAUUUUAACUUUAGUACCUCAAAUACUUGGAAACUGAAGUUUUUUCUUGGUCCCAUAGAUGAGAUGAAAUGAGAAGGUUUGACAAUAUUUAUACACAUGUGAUACUUCUGUGCAUUGGCUUUCAAGCAUUGUGAUAUAAUAUAGAUUUGUAACUAUUUAUCUGUAUCUAAGAUAUUUUUUAAUGAAUUCUCUGAGUGUAGUUUCACGGUACAUGUUUAUGUUGAACACAAGAAUGUGAACAUGUUCAGAAAUGUGGCAGGUUUAGGUAUACCACAAUUGUAUUUACUAUUCAGUUUAAACUUUUUGGAUGAUAUAUUGCUAUCAAGGACUUUAAUGUAUUAAAAUUAAUAUUUAAAAACAAGUUAUUACUGUAAAUCACCUUUUAUUCGAGUGCUAGAAAUAUCCGCAAGUUCCGCGAUCUACUCUAACUUGCGAAUAUUAAUCGCCGCGAACCAUUCAUUUAUUUAUAAGUAUAAAUAAGUAUUUGUAAGUAUUUGUAGAGAACGUUUCCCCAUUCGUGAAAAUUAAUCCUCACGGAUUGAUUUCAAAUUGACGAAUCGUGAACAAAAGAUGAUGCGAAUAAUAGUUGGUUUACAGAAUUAGAUACUGUUCUUGACUUGACUUUUUGAUAACCUAAUUCUAGCUUUGAAAGAGUUAAUGUUUGCUAUUUAUUUGACACAAUUAACAAAACAUGUAUAUCUUUUUUCAUUGAUGUGUUUGUCUACAAAUGUAGUUUUGAAUUUUAGAAUUUAUUGUCCAUCGUUUUAUUCGAUCGUUGGUCCAUUCAACUGAUUUUCCAAUAGUCAACUAUUCAUUGACAUGCCUAUUUACAGUACAUAGCAUUUUCCCCCAUAUUUAUUUAAAGAGUUUGGUUGUCAUGGAAGUCAUUUUCUUUUGUCAUGAUAACAUUUAGCUCUUCAGUGUGCAUAAUGUAUGUUUGUCUUUUAUUUAUUUUGAUAAAUGUUAUAAAUAUUAAUGAUUCAAUUAAAAAUUACCUGUUCUUUAAAAUUAUCAAGAACUCUUUAUGUCAUGAUAUAUGAUGCACGAGAAGUUUUAUGUAUCACUGUAAUCCUAUAUGUAUACAAUCUGUGUUGAAAGGCUAUUUAUUUAAAAUGUUCACGGGUUUCACACAUUUUGACUACUUAAUGUAUACUGUAGAUUCCUUAUUUUUUGCGAGUUAUUAUUGUGAAUGGGCUUUUGGACAUCAAAUCGUGAGAAUAAUAAUUCGAUUAAGAGAUUUUACAUGGAUUUCAGCACCAUAAAAAUAAAAGCGAGUAAUUGUAUUUGGCGAGCAGUGUGUCUCACAAAAUUAGGCGAUAAUUAAUUCCAUCCAUAUAUUUAGGUAUCUACAGUAGUUUACUCAUCAACUGCUAGCCUUUGAAUAGAUACAUAUGUACUUUUUCAAUGGCUGUUACCCAUUCACUUUUAAAGUGCCCUCACAAGAAAUUUUCUUGGAAAAAAAUUAAUUUAAUUUUAUUCUUUCAAAGCUCUGACAUUAUAUUAUUAAAAGGAAAUAUAAUUGCAUCAAACAGCAUCAGAACAUUGUUAAAGUUUUUGUGUUCUAUGGUAGGGUGUCAGCAAAUCAUUGUUCUUCUUAUUGCUCUCAAUCCAUACAUUUAUUUCAUGUAAUUUAGUGCAUGGGACGUACUCAAAUUUGAGGAAAAUUUUUAAGUAGCAUGAAUUAAAUAAUAUCAAGAACUAGAGGCAGGAUACAUUUCAUGACGUUAAUGGCAUUCUCAAUUUCUAGUUUAGUGUAGGGGAUAUUUUUAUCACUUCCUUCAUGUAGAAACUAUUAUAUGAAUUAUUACUAGUAAUUAGUGAGAAAAACAAAUAUUAACUUCAGUGCCCCAAAAUUAUGUACAUGUGGAUGGUUAAAAUUUGUGGAGAAAAAUUAUGUCAGUGAGCUAGUUUCAGAAGAAAUUGUCGAAGAAACAGACAUAACUAUAUUGAACAAGUAUUAGGAUAAAUAUUUUGGAUUUUCAAAAAUAUACAAGAAAUAGGGAAAUAAAUAUAAAUGAGUGUAAAGAAUAAUAUUUAAUAUGCAUUUGAAUGUUAUAGAUCUAAGAUUGGUCUUCCAUAUUGAGAUGAAAUCAUUAAGAUACUCUUUGUUUGUAUUAAAGUGCAUGCCGGAGUAACAAGUUACCAGUAUGUUACCUAUUGUUGGGAAUCUGAAUGCUUUUGUUUGAUAUUAUACAAGAAAAAAGGCAUAUGAAUAUCAUUUGCCAUGACUGAUUAUUUGAAAAUAACUCCAUGAAGACAUAUAAUGUAAGUGCUAUUAUAGAGUUUACAUAUGUAUUGUAAAUAGUGAUAUGAAAAUGGUCAAUCUCAUGGAAAUCUCUUAAUAGAUUUUAAUUUUCAGUCUAGCCAAAUUAAAGUGACUAAUCACAUCAUUAAAUCACUUUAAAUUUCUUAAAUUAUAAACAGCAUGCAUUUCAUUCAAUAUUAACAAAUUAUUGUAUAAAAAAAGAAAUAAAGCUUAAAAUGUCAAAAAACUGUGUUAUU